GUUGUCCACAAUAAGCAGGCCACACCUCCUUCCAUCUCCAAUGGGCUUUGGGAAAGGUAUAAAAGCUCCACCACCACCUUUUGCGUCAGGACCAGUUGAAGUGCAAUAUUGAAGCCUGUACUGUACCAUUCAGGAUCCAGACUCUAACCUCAAGUCAUGUUGACCAGGUAAGUGUAUUAUCUUUAAUAUAUUUUUUUUAAGGUUAAGUGUAUGAUGCAGAAUGUGACCCUAAGGCUGCGUUUACACAGACAGCCCAAUUUUGAUAUUUUGCCUAACAUUUACAUUUACAUCAUUUAGCAGAUGCUCUUAUCCAGAGUGAUUUUUGGUUUACAUCUUUAAUUUGAAUGGUUAUCACAUAACCAAUUGUUUUGUUUUUGACACAUUUUACCUCUUUUUGAUACCACUAUACCUUUACAAUUUAGAUCUUUUUUUUAUGAUCCCAGGGUUUUUCAAUAGAAAGUGGAUUUAAAACGCCACAUUAGGAUGGCUUAGGUAUUUUACAAUGGGCGUGCCAUACACUGAUUAAAGAACCAGGUCUGCCCUCAGAUCAAUGGGAAUAAGUUGUGGAUAAUGUCAGAGAUCCUUCGGUUGGCACUUAAACAAAAAUAUUCCUAAAGCAGCCUGUUGAUUACAAGGAUUUGGUGUGUGAUUGGGAAUUAGAAUUCAGAAUAACAGAUGGUCUUAGAAUCACUGAGACAGGCAUUAAGUAAAAGAGUCUGAAACAGAGAAGACAGCUGUGUCGAGGCCAUUGCUUCUUUAACUAAUCUGCAAUUAGCAUUGUUUUUUAAAUUCCUCUUGAAUUUCUGUUUCCAGGAAUUUUCUCAUCCUCUGCUCUCUGGCAGUUCUGCUAGUACAAGCUGACCUCGAUACUAAUAACGGUAAGUGUUGGCAUUAUGAUUUAAUACAUAAAAACAGAUGCUGAAUCAAACAGCAUGUAUAGUAACAUUAGCAUAACGUACUUAUUAACUGUUAUUAAUGAGUUACUAUCUGUGGAUGGUGGUCACAAUGUGUGUCUCUGUGUGACACUUUCAGAUCAUGCUGCCCAAGCCAUGUCCACGGGUAAUCUAAGAAAUGUUCUGCUUUUGCCAAACUCCUAUGUUGGUCUUGAUGUAACUUUUAAAAUAACUUUGAUUCAAUCAUUUGUAUUUUGAAAUUGCACUGCACUUACCCAGUUAAAGUUGUCUGAAUCUGAAUUCUAUGAAUAGCGUAUGUAAUGAAAGCCCUAUUGCUAUCUGAUUCUGAACCACACUCCCUUUUCUCACAAACAGAUAAGGACUCAACCUCGGAGGAAGCUCCAACUGGUAAGAGCAGCAUCACCUCAUUGGCUAACUCUUUACAACCAAUGCUAAAUAAGCCUGUAGUCUAAUCUAUAAUCUGUGGUCUAUAUGUGUUCUAUAUACCCGUUCAUAACAGUAAUCAAUCUGUGUUCUAUAUACCUGUUCAUAAUGGUAAUCUCUGCUUUUUCCACAGAGAGCAUGAAUGCCAUCUCCUCGGACCAGCCUAACGGUGAGCACAACAGAGAGGGGGAGGGGGGCGUUGUCUUACCUAUGGGAGAGGGGAAACUCUAGGCAUGGGUCAAACUCUGGAAGGGAGUGUGCAAGUGCACACUUCAGGAAGAGAGUGGAUAACUGGCACGCAACUUCUGAUCCCACUAAAUAAAGGUGGGUCUUGUAGUCUUGACUAGCCCAGGUCAGAUGGUUGUUUGUCUGCUGAGUCACAGACCCCACCCAUUAUCAUGUGACAUGAGACUGGGCACACUUGUUUGUAAACCCAGGCAGGUGUCGCGACUAGUUAUUUGAAAGUCAAAUAAAUCAGUUUUCUCAAGAGAGCGGGAGGAAGCUACAAUAGUGGUGUAACUAUGACGACUUGACUGUGUCUAGCAUCAACAGGUAAACCAUUCCCCCUGAAAGUUAAAAUUAGCUGAAAAAAACUAAAAUGUUGAUCUUCAAAUCUAUACCAAAGACGGUAUAGUUAAAUGACUAGUUCUAUAACAUGCUGCCUGUCAACUUUGUGACAACCUGAUCUUGCAAGAAAUUGAGGUUCUGUUCUGUGCAUGGACAUUCUAGAGUGUUCCUGAGAAAAACAGAGAGGUAUCAUUGCCUCUCAGUGUAGAUUGGAGUCACUGUCACAGGAACAAAUAUUUUUUUUCACUGGAUGUGACCUAUGGGAAGGGCUAAACAGACCAACUAGCCAAAAUCAAAAACUGACCUUUAACCCUUAACUUAACCAAACCCUUAAACCUGUCCAUAACCCUAACAAUAACCUGAACCUAACUUUAACCAAUUCUGAAAUUAUAUAUCAGUUUGCACGAUUACACGUCAGAAAACUCUGUAGAGCCCUUUCUGUGACUCAUUAGAACCACCCAAAACAGGAGUAAUGCUGGAGCUUUUUGUCCUGCACCGCCAUCUAGUGGUACUUCUUGUAUCCUGCAACAUUUCCUCAGUAUAGUGAAGCUUGCUGGCAGACAGUAACGCAAACUAUAAAUAUUGAAUCAAGGCAAUAUAUCUAAUGAUACUGUUUAUUAUGAUGCAAUUUUUGUUACAUUUCUUUAUAGAAAAGCCACAGUAUUACAAUGGAGGGACUGCUGGUAGGGGCUUUUUAAUUAUCUGAUGCAGUAUAAUUACAGUUUGGCAAAUACUACAAGAUUAAACACAAUAAAAUGUGAUGAAAAAAAUAUAUCUAAAUUUAGACAGAAAAUGUAUGCCUUGCUCUGUAACAUGUGAACAUGUCUCAUCUUAGAUGUAAGCAGCACAAGUGUAGAAGUUAGACAAGAUGGUGAGUUUACGUCAUUCUGUAUUCCCAAUAAAACCAUUGAAAGAAUACUGGUAUAAUAAAAAUGAUGAAUGAAGAAAUAAACAUAAUUGUGUGGAUAUCUAAAGUAUCUGUUCAUCAUUUGUCUCCCUACAGCUCCUAAACCUAACGGUGUCACUGGACCUGGUAGGUGUCCUUUUGUUAUGUGUAGGAAUAUAACCCGUAGACAUAUGGCUUCCAUUUAGUCACAAAUGUAUGCCUGUGAGAAAAAAAUAACAUUUCUAUGAAUGUGCUUCAAUUCCUUAUUGUAGGUGUUGCGGCAAACAGUGUUGAGGACCAGGAGGGUAAGAUACUAUAUUCCAACAGGGAAGCACCAUGCACACACACACAUUUGUUUUAUUGUUUAUUGUAAGUCAUUUAGCAGACGCUCUUAUCCAGAGCGACUUACAGUUAGUGCAUUCAUCUUAAGAUAGCUAGGUGGGACAACCACAUAUCACAGGCAUAGUAAGUACAUUUUUCCUCAAUAAAGUAGCUAUCACAAAGUCAGAGCUAGUAACGGGGAAAAAAAUCAAGUGUGAGUCUUAGUGGGUCGGGCGUGAGGAGGGGGUGCGAGGGGGGAUGGGGUGCUGUGGGAUUAUUUAAGAUACUCUUUGAAGAGGAGGGGUUUCCAAUGUUUUCGGAAGAUGGGCAGGGACUCAGCUGUCCUAGCUUCAGGGGGAAUCUGGUUUCACCAUUGGGGUGCCAGGACAGAGAACAGCUUGGACAGGGCUUAGCGGGAGCUGCCCUCCCGUAGGGGUGAGAGGGCCAAGAGACCAGAGGUGACAGACACACACACACACACAGACACACAAACACACACAGACACACACAUUCUGGUUUUACUAUCCUUGUGGGGAUCAAACAAUUGAUUCCCAUUCAAAAUCCUAAUUUCCCUAACCCAUAACCCUAAACCUAACCCUUAGCCUAACCCUAACCCUAAACCUAACCACUAAGCCUAAAAUAGCCUUUUUCCUUGUGGGGACCGGCGAAAUGUCCCCACUUGUCCGAAUUUUACUUGUUUUACUAUCCUUGUGGGGACAAGAAACACACUCAAACACACACCUUUUCAACACAAAUCACAAAUACCUCACAGGAAUCAUUCCAGAUAUUAAAAGUGGAGAAAAAGGAUGAAUGUUGAACCAAUCAAAUGUGUGUAAUGUUCCACAAUUAACUUUAACGUUUCUUUAUCUUUCAGAGGAUGAGAGCUCAGAUGAAGGUCUGAAAAAAAGAAUUGUUCCUCCUCCUCCUCCUCCUCCUCCUGCUCCACAACAAAACUCACGAAAGUUAGUUGGGCCAGCAGGUGGGAACCGGAGAAAGGCCCCAGCCCCACAACAGAAGAGGAGAUCACGACCCUCCCGCCGUCAGCCCUGA
This is a messenger RNA of Coregonus sp. 'balchen', 4161 nucleotides long. Lineage: Eukaryota; Metazoa; Chordata; Actinopteri; Salmoniformes; Salmonidae. The record is from the annotation of a GenBank genome assembly.